Molecule: messenger RNA, 234 nt
Organism: Alternaria arborescens
Lineage: Eukaryota; Fungi; Ascomycota; Dothideomycetes; Pleosporales; Pleosporaceae
Exons: 1
Coding region: 1-234 (77 amino acids)
Source: RefSeq, a predicted model, not a curated record
AUGCUCGGACUUGACCACGCUAUCCCAGUCAACACCAUGAACGGGGAUUGCGACGAAGAAGGCGCAUACAUUGUUCCUAACCAGGAUGUCGCACCCUGGGCGAGCGUCGUCAACAAGCUUAUGAGUGACGAAGAUCAAUAUAAAAGACUGUCAGAUAAGGUUCGCAGCACCACGGAACAGUGGCUUAGGGAUGUGGAUGAGAAGGCGCUAGAGAAGUGGUUGACAAGCUUGUAA